Molecule: messenger RNA, 363 nt
Organism: Ogataea parapolymorpha DL-1
Lineage: Eukaryota; Fungi; Ascomycota; Pichiomycetes; Pichiales; Pichiaceae
Product: 60S ribosomal protein L22
Exons: 2
Coding region: 1-363 (120 amino acids)
Biological process (GO): cytoplasmic translation
Cellular component (GO): ribosome
Molecular function (GO): RNA binding; structural constituent of ribosome
Source: RefSeq, a predicted model, not a curated record
AUGGCUCCAAUCACGAAGAAAAACCAAAAAGUCGCCAAGAAGUUCACCGUCGACUGCUCUGGCCCAACCGAGAACGGUGUCUUUGACCCAGCCUCGUACGUCAAGUACCUUGUCGAGCACAUCAAGGUCGAUGGACACCUUGGAAACCUCGGUAACGACAUCACCGUGUCGCAGGAGGGUGCCGCCAAGGUGGUGGUUGUGUCCACCACCAAGUUCUCUGGAAAGUACCUCAAGUACCUGUCCAAGAGAUACCUCAAGAAGAACCAGAUCAGAGACUGGAUCAGAUUUGUGUCUGUCAAGAAGAACGAGUACCAGCUGCAAUUCUACAGCGUUGCUGUCGAUGACGAGGAGGACGAGGAGUAG